This is a messenger RNA of Oryza sativa Japonica Group (Japanese rice), 690 nucleotides long. Its product is annotated as abscisic stress-ripening protein 2. The record is from RefSeq and is a predicted model, not a curated record. NCBI's taxonomy places the organism in Eukaryota, Viridiplantae, Streptophyta, Magnoliopsida, Poales, Poaceae.
CCCCUGCCAAAAUCUCAUCUCAUCUCAUCGACCACACCUGCAUCAUCAAUCUGCCUACAUAUCGAUCGAUUGAUCUCCUGGUUAAUUAGCUAACUAAAUUUCCCCGUACGUACGUACACAAGAUGUUCGGCCACCACAAGAACGAGGAGAAGAUGGCAGCAGCCGGGGCGGCGCCCAAGGACGCCGGCGACUAUCGCAAGGAGGAGAAGCACCACAAGCACAUGGAGCAGAUCGCCAAGCUCGGCGCCGCCGCCGCCGGAGCAUACGCCAUGCAUGAGAAGAAGCAGGCGAAGAAGGACCCGGAGCACGCGCGGUCGCACAAGAUGAAGGAAGGGAUCGCCGCCGCCGUCGCCGUCGGCAGCGCCGGAUUCGCCCUCCACGAGCACCACGAGAAGAAGGAAGCCAAGAAGCACCGCCGCCAUGCCCACCACCACCACUAAUCCAUCCCAUCCAUUCGUGCAUUGCUACCUUUAAGCAUCUUGCAUGUUGAUGUCUCGUGUGUAUAUAUUAUUAGCCCAUCGAGAUAUAUACCUCUCCGUCGUCAUCGUAUGUGCUAUAUAUGUGUAUAUACUUGUUAUUUGUUCGUUAGUUUGUCAUCGCUGAGUGCAUAGCUCUCGUUCUUGUAGUAUAGUUUGUAUGUACAAAAUAAAUAAGAGAAUACAUAUUAUGUUCUCAUUGUCAGGGUAUUCA